AUGAAGGUCAUGUCCCCCGAGGAAGAGCAGGCCCACUACAACCAGGUACUCAAGGGCGGCUUCAUUGGCGGUUCCGCUGGUCUGGCCGCCGGCGUGGGCGGCGUGAUGCUCGCCGCGCGGCGGUACCCGGCCUUUCGCCAGCUGACGCUGCCCUUCCGCGCGUUCCUCGUCACGUCGUCGGGCACGUUUGGCGCCAUCAUCAACGCGGACCGCUUCAGCAUGGCCUUUCAGAAGGCCAAGGACCCCAUGGCCAACUACCAGGACGCCUCGUCGCGGGCGCAGCAGAUUGUGCGCGAGAACGAGACGGCGUACAAGCGCUUCAUGGACUGGGGCCGCGAGAACCGGUACAGCAUCGUGUUUGCCAGCUGGAUCGCGUCCAUGGGCGUCGCCAUGGCCCUCGUCAGCCGCGCGCCCAUGAGCACCAGCCAAAAGGUGGUCCAGGCCCGUGUAUACGCGCAGGGCCUGACGCUCGCCGUGCUCAUCGCCUCGGCCCUGUUUGAGGUGAAUGACGCCAAGAAGGGCGGCGGUCGCUGGGAGACUGUCAAGGUCAUCGACCCCAACGACCCUGAGCACAAGCACCUCAUUGAGAAGAGGGUGCACAAGGAGGAGUACGAGGGCCAGGACCUGUGGAUGGACAUGGUCGAGGCUGAGGAGAAGCGCCUAAAGGCCAAGCAGGAGAGGAUGGAGAAGGAAGACAAGGACCCCAAGAAGGCCGAGAGCAAGGCCAAGAAGCCUGCUGAUGAAAAGAAGGCCGAUGACAAGCAGGCCGAGGCAUGA
This is a messenger RNA of Emericellopsis atlantica, 777 nucleotides long. RefSeq names its product mitochondrial hypoxia responsive domain-containing protein. NCBI's taxonomy places the organism in Eukaryota, Fungi, Ascomycota, Sordariomycetes, Hypocreales, Bionectriaceae. The record is from RefSeq and is a predicted model, not a curated record. Gene Ontology annotation, biological process: mitochondrial respiratory chain complex IV assembly. The coding region runs from base 1 to 777 and encodes 258 amino acids. Gene Ontology annotation, cellular component: mitochondrial inner membrane. The transcript has 2 exons.